Messenger RNA from Fusarium musae, 1338 nucleotides. RefSeq lists its product as uncharacterized. The transcript is spliced from 5 exons. Bases 1 to 1338 code for a protein of 445 amino acids. Gene Ontology annotation, cellular component: membrane. NCBI's taxonomy places the organism in Eukaryota, Fungi, Ascomycota, Sordariomycetes, Hypocreales, Nectriaceae. Gene Ontology annotation, biological process: transmembrane transport. Gene Ontology annotation, molecular function: transmembrane transporter activity. The record is from RefSeq and is a predicted model, not a curated record.
AUGUCGAGCACAGCGACUCAAACACAGGAACCCAUUGAGCUCACGACUCUGGAAGGAUGUCACGUCCGCGGUAAAGAACUCGAGGACCAACCUUCCAUCCCACCGGAUGAUAUUCCCCCGCCGUAUGCGUCGGCGCAGGUUCAGAGAUGGAAUUAUCCUAGGGGAAAUAUAGCGAAGCUUGCUUUUGCGUUUUUGUCGUUUAUCAUUGCUGGUAUGAACGAUGCAGCCGUUGGAGCUUUGAUCCCAUAUCUCGAAACAUACUACGAUCUAAGCUACACCAUCAUCUCCCUCAUAUUCCUCACCCCCUUCGCAGGCUACUCCGUCGCCGCGUUCACCAACGCCCGCAUCCACAUGAAAUUCGGCCAGCGAGGCGUCGCCAUCAUGGCGCCGAUUUGCCACCUCAUAACCUUCAUCGCCCUCGCCCUGCACCCGCCCUACCCCGUCCUCGUAGUCUGCAACAUAAUGAGCGGUUUUGGAAACGGAUUAACAGACGCGUGCUUUUGCGCUUGGGUUGGGGCUAUGGAUAAGGCGAAUACAGUGCAGGGCUUCUUACACGCUUUUUAUUCGUUUGGGGCUUUAUUUUCGCCGCUUAUUGCCACGAGCAUGGUUGUUUCGGCGGGGUUGCCUUGGUAUACGUUUUAUUACGUUAUGAUUGGUAUUUCUGUGGUGGAGUGGAUUGGCUUGACGGUUUCGUUUUGGCAGCAGACUGGGGCUGUUUAUCAGGCUGAGCAUGCUGCAAACAACGCGGAGGGUAGCGGUGCUGGAACCAGAGAGGCUUUGAAGUCCAAGGUUACCUGGCUUUGUGCAUUGUUUUUCUUUGCAUACAUGGGUGUCGAAGUCGGUCUUGGUGGAUGGGUCGUCACGUUCAUGCUCCGCGUCCGAAAAGCUUCCGCAUAUGCUUCUGGUGCUUCAGGAACUGGCUUCUGGGCUGGCAUGGCUCUUGGGCGUGCGUGUCUUGGCUUCGUAACCGAGCGAUUCGGCGAGAGGCUCUGUCUAUCGAUUUAUCUCCUCAUUUGUAUCGGUCUCCAACUUCUCUUCUGGCUCGUUCCAAAAUUCAUCGUUUCAGCCGUUGCGGUCGCUUUUCUCGGCUUUUUCCUCGGUCCUCUGUUUCCUGGGGCAGUCAUGGUCACAGCCAAGCUUCUACCGGCCAAGAUCCACGUCUCAGCUAUCGGAUUUGCAAUGGCGAUUGGCGGUACCGGCGGAACGGUGUUUCCAUUCGCCAUCGGUGCUAUCGCUAAUCACAAGGGUGUUGGUGUUUUGCAGCCCAUCAUUCUUGCGCUGAUUACUGUGGUUGCUGGUGUUUGGUUGAGCUUCCCUAGGAUCAAGAAGAAGGAUUAA